This is a messenger RNA of Salarias fasciatus (jewelled blenny), 5760 nucleotides long. It is a transcript of the gene nvl, whose product is annotated as nuclear VCP like. The record is from RefSeq and is a predicted model, not a curated record. The transcript has 24 exons. Gene Ontology annotation, molecular function: ATP hydrolysis activity; ATP binding; RNA binding. Bases 77 to 2716 code for a protein of 879 amino acids. Gene Ontology annotation, cellular component: nucleus. Gene Ontology annotation, biological process: ribosome biogenesis. NCBI's taxonomy places the organism in Eukaryota, Metazoa, Chordata, Actinopteri, Blenniiformes, Blenniidae.
UUCCGGAAGUGUCGCUGUGUACUUCCGCCUCGUGCGUGCAGCAGCGUGUGGACCGUCUCUCCGCAGCCUGUCCACCAUGAAGAACCGGACCGCAGGCUGGGUGGAUCCCCGGCUCAGACAGAGGGUGGAGCAGUACCUGGCGUCCAGCCGCUCUGAGUACGUGGACCUGUCCGAACUGGCCCUGGACCUGCAGAGGCUGCACAGGCUGGACUACGGCAGGAGGAACAAGACGGCCUUCAGGAUCCAGGUGGAGAAAGUGUACGAAGCCGUCAUGAAGGAGUCGGGGCUCAGCGAGCUGGAGAGCAAACACUUGACCAAGAGAGCCAAACACCGUCACCGUGACGCCGCCGCCGGCGACGGGAGCAGCAGCAGCUCCGGGGAGUCGUCCGACAGCGAGGAGCGAGCAGCCCCCCCCAACCACAUGAACAGCUCGCUCACCUCCCUGUACCGGAAGGCGCCCCCUGCGGGCGGAGCGGCGGCGCCCCCCGGCGGCACGGCGCCCCCUGCGGGCGGAGCGGCCCCGCCCACGCUGGUGUCCCCGGGCGGCUGGUUCAUCGACCGAGGCAAGGCGUCCGGCGGCGGCGGCGUCCUGAUCGACCUGUGUGAGGACGAGACCGCCAACCCGGCGGCACACGAGACAGACGUGUCCAUGCUGGAGCCGGACAAGUCUCAGAAAAAGUCCAAGAAGAGGACGAAGAGCUCGAGUGACGCCGCAGAGUCCCGGCCUGUCAGUAAGAAAGCCAGAGGGGCGUCUCCGGAGCUGCAGUAUCCCACUCUGGGGUUUGAGGACGUUGGCGGUAACGAGGACACGCUAACGGAGCUGUGUAAGCUGCUGAUCCACAUGCGCCACCCGGAGGUGUACCAGCAGCUGGGGAUGGUUCCCCCCCGGGGCUUCCUCCUGCACGGCCCCCCCGGCUGCGGGAAGACCCUGCUGGCCCAGGCCGUGGCCGGGGAGCUGCAGCUGCCCAUGCUGAAGGUGUCCGCCCCGGAGCUGGUGUCCGGCGUGUCCGGAGAGUCCGAGCAGAAGCUGAGGGAGCUGUUCGACCUGGCCGUGAGCUCUUCGCCGUGCGUCCUGUUCAUCGACGAGAUCGACGCCAUCACGCCGAAACGAGAGGUGGCUUCCAAAGACAUGGAGCGGAGGAUCGUAGCCCAGCUGCUGACCUGCAUGGACGACCUGAACAGCGUGACGGCCACCGCGCAGGUCCUGGUCAUCGGCGCCACCAACAGGCCCGACUCCCUGGACCCGGCGCUGCGGCGGGCCGGGCGCUUCGACAGGGAGGUCUGCCUGGGCAUCCCGGACCAGGCCGCUCGCCUCCGGAUCCUGAAGACGCUGUGCCGCAAGCUGAAGCUGCCGGACGACUUCGACUUCCUGCAGCUGGCCCGGCUCACCCCGGGAUACGUGGGCGCCGACCUGAUGGCCCUGUGCCGCGAGGCCGCCAUGAGCGCCGUCAACCGGGUGCUGCUGGAGGCCAGGAGGGGGCCGGCGGAGGGCCCGGCAGCCCAGGAGGGGGCCGUAGAGGGGCUAGCUGUCCAGGAGGGGACCGUAGAGGGGCUGGCUGUCCAGGGGGGGCCCACAGAGGAGACGGGGUCCACCAGGACCACUGAGACCACGACAGAGGACCAGGAAUUCCAGGAAACACACGUCAACAGAGUCCUGAACCAAGAGGCUGCAGCAGGUCCUGAACAGCAGGGGGAGCUGUUCCACCUGCUGGCCCUGCUGAAGACCACGGAGUCCCUGACGCAGGACGAGCUGGACCGCCUGUCCAUCGUCAUGGCGGACUUCCAGCGCGCCCUGACCAGCGUGCAGCCGUCGGCCAAGAGGGAGGGCUUCGCCACGGUGCCCGACGUGACGUGGGACGACGUGGGAGCGCUGCAGGACGUCCGCGAGGAGCUGACCAUGGCCAUCCUGGCUCCGGUACGUUCUCCAGAGCAGUUCCGAGCUCUGGGCCUCAGCGCUCCGUCCGGCGUGCUGCUGGCUGGACCUCCAGGGUGUGGAAAAACUCUGCUCGCCAAGGCGGUGGCCAACGAGUCUGGUCUGAACUUCAUCUCGGUGAAGGGUCCUGAGCUGCUCAACAUGUACGUGGGGGAGAGUGAGCGUGCGGUGCGCCAGGUCUUCCAGAGGGCCUGUAACUCGGCCCCCUGUGUGAUCUUCUUUGACGAGGUGGACGCUCUGUGUCCUCGGCGCUCUGGACACGAGUCUGGAGCCAGCGUGCGGGUCGUCAACCAGCUGCUGACGGAGAUGGACGGUUUGGAGACGAGGAGACAGGUCUUCAUCAUGGCCGCUACCAACAGACCAGACAUCAUCGACCCUGCCGUCCUGAGACCCGGCCGUCUGGACCAGACCCUGUUCGUGGGCCUCCCCCCUGCGGCGGACCGCCACAGCAUCCUGCGCACCAUCACCAAGGACGGGACCAGACCCCGUCUGGAGCCUGACGUCAGCCUGGAAGACAUCGCCUUCGACCAGCGCUGCGACUGUUUCAGUGGAGCGGACCUCUCGGCCCUGGUCAGAGAAGCCUCGGUCAACGCUCUGAGGACUCACCUGAAGUCUGGACGUCCGUCCCCCCUCGCCCUGCCGCCCGCUGCUUCCGAUCAGCCUGUGGCCGACAUCCGGGUGAGCCGGCAGAACUUCGAGGACGCCUUCAGCAAAGUCCGACCGUCGGUUUCCAAAAAGGACCAGAGGAUGUAUGAGCAGCUCCGAGAGUCUCUCGGCAGAUGAGUGUUCCUCCUGAGGACCCGGGGACGGGCGGCGUCUCCUCCGCAGCGUCUUUCUGUCCUGAUCGUCUGCUCGUGGACUUCAGUCGACACUUCUUCUAUUUUUUACCAGUAAAACUGAAAGAGGAACCUUGGGUGUGUGAGUGUGGUCUUCCUGCGUCCUGACAGUGAACCCAGCGACUCAUGAUGCUUCCUCCUCCGUGCCGGGUGAAGCCAUGUGGACGAAGGACACAGGCAGACGGAGCGCGGAUCUCAAAACGGUUUUAAUUCAUUCAAACUCGGAUCCAGGAAUAAAAACUCUUUUCAGAUUAAGACUUGUGGGGAAAGGCGGAUCUGCAGAUUCGUCUGGAACAGAAAAACCCAAGUCUAACAGACAGGAAGUGGUGGUGCAGCGUCCACCCCUGAACAUGAAUCCUUUCAUCAAACAGGAAGUUCAGUCUGCUGCAGUUAUUCAGGCGUUAGAGAAGAAACAGAAGCAGCUGUUCUGUUAGACUCAGUUUACAAUCUCAUCUUCAAUUAAAAGAACAGUCGUGCUCCUCGGAACGAGCGCAGACAUAACGCAAGGAGCUGCACGCACAAACACACACACACAUACACACACAGCUGAUAACAAAGCUGCUUUUCUGUUGUUGACCUUCGACUAAAGUUCAAAAUCAAACAAGAAGAAAUGUCGUCCAUUCAGUUCUUUAAUCUCAGUACUGUGGAGGGGUGUGUGUGUGUGUGUGUGUGUGUGGUGCAGCGCGUGUACAAAAUCCUAAAUGAAGAGUUUUGCGAAUGGGAGUUGGAAUGUUAGAUGAAGAACGGGCAGAAUAGUGGAAAUUGACCUCAAAUUUAAUGACUGAUGUGUUCAUGCAGCCGGACACGCGCAGACGCACACGCACACACACACACACACACACUGUCCUUGCAGUUGUUGACCUAUAGAAGCGGUGUGGAGCAGCUUUCUUCCCGUGGUGUGAGGAAGAAGAAGAGCACUUAGUGACUCCAGGCAGGUUAAUGAGCAGAAGCUGUUGAGUCUUUAGCUGGAGCGGCGGGCGGAGGCUCUGGAGGCUCCGGAGCGGCGGGCGGCAGCUCCGGAGCGGCGGGCGGCGGCCCGUCACUCCUGCUUGACGUCCCCCUUCAGCCGCCUCUUGAUGCGGGAGUAGGGGCUCAGCGAGUCGUCCAUGAUGAAGUCGUACAGCACCUUGACCCAGGACGAGUACUGAGGAAGGUCGUCGUAGUACUCCGCCGCGAUCUUCUUCACCUGAGGACAGACGCCACAGGGCGGGGUCAGGGCGGAGCUCGCACGGCGCAGUACCGGCAGCAGCCCUCAGGGGGCGCUGCUGAUCACAAGACAGCAUUUAAAUACUGAUUUUCUGCCAAAGUUGAACAUGACUUGUUGUGGCCAUGAUAAAUAAGAGUUUUUUCUUUGUACCUGCACCUGGUGCAGCUGGUCUCCAUGGCAACAGGCACACCUGCUGACUGUCAUGGCUGAUCUCAGCUCAGAGCUCACAGGGAAGGAGUUGUAAACACGCACCAGUCGGAAGCAGCCGGCAGGCACAAAGUAAAAUUUCCUCCGGAACAUUCUAGUUUCAAAUUAAAAUCCUGAAUGAGGCCAGUGGAAAGCUGUCCAUGUUUCUAAACUCAAGAGAAGACAAACAAAACCUGAGUAGGUCGACUCCAAAUAAACAAAAACAUUUUAAAUCUGAAACUAAAAUCUUGAAGCUUUUGAGUUUGUUUGUCCUUUGUAUUGAUACUUUUAAACAUUGUGUUUUAAGGUGAAGGUGAAGGCUCAUCUUUUUCAGAUUCACGCCGUUAGCUUUGUUUACUACCCAUAAUGCACUGCGCUCUAUGUCACUGGACGGUCCCUGAGCUUUCACACUGUCCACACCGAGAAGUGGACUAUCCCUGAACCCGCUGUGGUCUGGACCAGAGAGUACCGGUCCACGAUAACCCUGCUCCAUUUCAGCGUUAGUUCUAGCUCCUUCAGUUCUCCGCCCCACAGCGGCGCCCUCUAGUGGAACGGUCCUCAAACAUUUCGGUGCAUGAGGCCUCCAGUCUGUGAGGUUCAGACGGACCGAGGCUCUGAGACGGGCCUGCAGGAGCUUUUCACAGCUGAGGCGUGGAACCAGCAGCCGGUUCCCACCCCGCCGGGCUCCACGUGCCGCCGCGGCGUUUACUGCAGCCUUAUCUUUACUCCUGAACAAUCCACACCAAGCUCCAUAAAGGGCGUGAAGCCGGGAGAUAAGAACGGCCGCUGAACGCUUUAUGAGUGUUUAUUUAAGCCACUGCUGUUUGAUCUGAGCUGGAAUGUCGACGUCCGCACGUUCUGCCGACGUUCUCCUACCUGUUGUGAAGGAACCCGGCCGUGUGGCGGCGAACGGUUCUCUGAAUUCUCUGAAUGUGUGAUAAGUAAGCGGGUGUGUUCUGCGUCGUGGGUUGUCCGGAGGGACUCACCAUGGGCAACCGGCGUCCGGGGAUGCUGGGGAAGUCGUGGUGCUCGUUGUGGUAGCCCACGUUGAAGGUGAGCAGGUUGAGCGAGCCAUAGUAGGAGUACGUCUCGUGGCCCUUGAGGAACAUGUAGUGCUCGGCGAUGAAGUGCCCGGAGAUGGGGUGCAGGCCCAUCCCCAGCAUGGACCCGGCCAGCAUGUAGACCAGCGGCUUGGCGCCCCCCAGGCGGUACAGCAGCACGUCGAAGGCCAGCUGGACCGCCACGUUGGUGAGCUCCAGCCGGCUGAUGGGCUUGGGGUUGAUGCAGAGCGGCCGGACGGCGUAGAACAGCGGCUGCAGGAUGAUCCAGACGAACUUGCGGAGGCGAGUGCAGAAGAACCAGCCCUCGAAGUCGGUGGGGAUGUCCACGUCCACCCCGUCCCCGCCCAGGUAGCGGUGGUGGUCCAGGUGGUAGCGCUUGAAGGAGGCGGAGUACGGCAGGCCGAUGGGCAGGUUGGCGAACAUGGCGAAGUAGCGGUUCCACAGGGCCUUGUUAUUCCCGAAUGCCGUGUUGUGUGAGAUCUCGUGGAUGGCCAGCGUCAUGGAGUGGUUGAUGCAGCUGCCGAACGCGUAAGUCCA